AUGGCCAAAUCAUUCCUGGCCGUCGUUGUGCUUGCAGCUACCGCUGCUGCUGCAGAUCCAGACCCUUUGAACCUGGUGGACUGGUCAGUUGGCUGGGCAGGAAAUGGUGGCGGAGACGGAGCUAAAGAAGAGAAGCUCGAGAAGAUGCUCCACGCAGCGCAGACCCGAGAGAAGGAAGCUCGAAAGGAGUUGGCUCAGGCACGUGAGGAUGAGAAGCAACAAGAAUCCAAACACCUGCGCGGAAAGGAUGGAAAGAAUGAAGAAGAGAUCGAAUCAGCUGAAUUGGAUGCAGCCAGACAGGAAGCAACGCACCAGAAACAGCUGGCCGAUGCGGCGCAGAGAGAGGCUGAAAUCUACAUGGAAAGGGCAUCUGCAGCAGAAGCCAGGGCCAAAUCCGCCACUGACAUGGCUGACCAGCAAAAGGCUGAACGGAUGGCGAGCCAUGAAGCCAACUUGGCCAACCAAGCUGCAAAUACUGCGAAGGUGAAGAAGUUGGAAGCCAGGAUUGCCCAUGACAAGGUCCGCUUCCUGGAGGUGCAAUCCCUGAAUGGUUCUCUCUUUGGGAAUCAUUUGGUACUUGCUGGAGGUGCAGUGCUACUUCUUAGCCUUUGUGUUUGUUUGCUGAAGAAGCCCAACCAAAAGGACGGGCUGAGCGCUCCGCUCCUGGAAGAACCGGAGUGGACCAAUGACUCUGAGGCUGGCAUUGAAGAUUGGCGCCAGCGAGCACUGAAGGGUCUGGAGGAGAAGCGAGAGGCAAAGCUGCAAUUUGAAGAGCAGCUGGCUGAUGCAAAUCAGCGUGUUGCCCAUGCACAGAAGGAAAUGGAUGCUACAAAGCAAGAGAACAGCGACUUGAAAGCUCAACUUUCGCAACAAGAGAAUGCUGUGAAGGAGCAGAAAGAGAAUGCAGUGAAAGAGCAACAGUAUCACCGGGGAGACUUGGCAACAGUGCAGCAAGAGAAUACCGACCUGAAAUCGCAGCUUUCGGAGCAAGAGAAGACUAUGAAACAGUUGAAAGAUCGUGAAGACGAAUUGUCGACGGCUCAAGUCGUAGCUGAAGCGGAAAUUGGCUCGCUUCGCGAGCAACUUGAGCUGAGUCAGACCUCCCUGAAGCGGGUUCAAGUGGAAUCUGCUUCUGCACAAGCAGCCUUACACACUGCUGAGCAAUCCUACCAGGAGGCAAUGUCCAAGGUGGGUUUGAAUGAAAAGGGCCAAAUGCUUCGAGCAGAUGAAGCUGAGUCCUUGCUGCAGGAGACCAAGAAGGAGUUGGAGGAAGUGAAAAAGCAAGCGGCCGAAGCUCACCAGAAGUCGCAGAAUGACUUGUCUCGAGGUGAAACCGACUUGGAAGCUACAAAGGCUGCGGCUGAGAGCCACAAGGCGGAGCUUGCGAAGUUGAAGGAGGCGAAUGCUCAGCAGGAGAAGCAGCAGGAAAAGAUGGCGCAAGAGUUGAAGGAGGCACAAGGAGCCAAGGAAGCAUCUGAACAAGAUGUGAAAGCCGCAACUGCACAGAUUGAGAAGUGCAAGAAGGAGGCUGCAGAAGAGGUCGAAAGGGCUCAGAAGGAAGCACAGAAGGCCGCAGAAGAGAUUGAGGAAAUCAAGAAGAAGUCUGGUGAAGAGAUCGAGAGCCUGAAGGAGACAGCACAAGAAAUCGAAGAUCUCAAGAAGAAAGCUGCUGAGCUGGAGGAGAACAAAAACCAGACGGCCAAAGAGGUUGAAGAAUUAAAGAAGCAGGCAGCUGAAGAAAAGGCACAGGCAGAAAAAGAGUUGGAAGAGAAGGUGCAACAAACCAAAGAACUUCAAGAGACCCUGGCAACGGAGACCAAGCGCGCAGAUACUGCAGAGGGCGAGGCUGCACAGUUUCGAGACCAGUUGGCACAGGCCAAACAGGCAGCGAUGAACGCCUCGGAGGCUCUGGAGACCCUUCAGUCACAGGCCAUGGCAGAGAUUGCAGCUGGGCAGGCUACCAUUGAGGACUUGCAGAAGCAAGUGAGACAGCAACAGCUUACUCUGACCACAAAGGACUUGGAACUUGAGAACGAAAAGGCACGUGCUGACUUGGCAGAGACUGUGGUCACAACUACUCAAGGUGAGUUGGAGACGGCUCAGCUGUUGACAGAGAAGGCACGUGCGCAGCUGCAAGGCGUGCGCCAGGAACUCAGCGCUGAGUGCGCAGCCGCCAAGGCCCAGCUUGAAAUCGAGCGGAAGCUGGCCAUCGAAUCAGAGGAGACAGCUGAAAAAUUCCGUUUGGAGGCACAGGCAGCCAAGCAGGCCGCACAGCAAGCUCGCUUGGCAGAACAGCAAGCCAAAGCCGCAAUGCUCAAGGUCCGCCAACGAGCUGAAGAGGAGAAGAAUGCGGCACAUGACGAGGUGAAGAAGGUGAAGAAGGAGCUUCAGGAAAGUCGCCAAGGAGAAGCGAAAGAUGAAGAGACUCAAGGAGCUCAGGAAGCGCUUUGGCAACGGCCUUGGAAGUUCAGAAGUUUAGAAGUGGAGUUGUCAGGCGAUGACGAGGAUGAGUGGUGGGAGGAUUUGGUGAAGAAGGCAAAGUCGCAUAGCCAUGGUGGGACUGUCAUAGCACCUGAGGGCUUAGCUGAACUUCAUCUACAGAUCGCCGCCCACUUGGACAGUGCCACUGUAGUCCGUGGCAGAGUGAGGGAUCGUGUAUCCCGAGUCGCCAACCUCUUGCCGCUGGACAAUGCGCCGCCGGCACCAGCAGUGCGCUCUCGUCAGGACAAGGGCGCCCGGCAGAGUGUGCUUGGUGGGCCAUCUUUGCCCAUGCCGGGCACUGCGCCGCAUUUGAUGGCGCUUCAGCGCCUCUCAGAUAUGCUACCAAGUGGCUUCUCUGCAGAAGCACGCCAGGAGCGCCGUGCCCGGCGAGAUCAACAGCAGCAGGAAGAAAUCUUCGGUGAAGCCAAGAAAUUCCUCAUGGAGCCAGAAAUUUGGACCUAUGGGAAUAUGCUCGGCUACCAACGCAAGUUGAUGGAUCUCUUGGGCGCUUUCUCGUGGCGUCGACGCUUUGCGCCAGAUGAUCCCAACGUGGCACAUUUGGAGAAGGAACUUCGGGUCUUGGAGGCCAUGACACCUGUCGAGCUGGCGUCCAACCAUAAGAGCGUUUUCAACAAGCAGUCCAUUGAUUUGAUUGCGGAGAAGUCCAAUACCAGCGUUCGAUUUGUGAAGCAGGUGAUCAUGGAACACGAUGUCUUACGCGCCGACCGACGGUGGUAUCAGAUCUUGGCGCAAUUUGACCGGCCGCAGCCGAAGUCCUUUGAAGACCGAAGCUUCAUGUCGGAGUACGAUCGACCAUUCUCGGAAACCGAAAACGAGAUGCGGGAUGAGAUGGUGGAGAAGGAGGCCUUGAAGCGAGGCGAUAAGCGCAUGAAGUUGACCUGGAUCUGGUACCGACAUCCCAGUUGCGGUGGCAACCGCUGGUCGACGCGACCGCCCAAAUGGUACCCCGCCCGCUGGAAGACUCGGCGAGAGCGGCAUUUGCGCCUGGCAGGGGUUGGGGUGCCGAUCUUAGAGGUGAAGUACUUCUGGUUGGUGGUGGAGGCGAUCGUGGAAGGCCCUGGGGUCGUCCUGCACUCGGCCCGGGGACGCCGUCGAAACGUCGUGGCGACAGCGCGGUGUUCGGCCAAGGCUAGAACUUAA
This is a messenger RNA of Cladocopium goreaui, 3642 nucleotides long. NCBI's taxonomy places the organism in Eukaryota, Dinophyceae, Suessiales, Symbiodiniaceae. The record is from the annotation of a GenBank genome assembly.